This is a messenger RNA of Marasmius oreades (fairy-ring Marasmius), 849 nucleotides long. RefSeq lists its product as uncharacterized. The record is from RefSeq and is a predicted model, not a curated record. The transcript has 5 exons. NCBI's taxonomy places the organism in Eukaryota, Fungi, Basidiomycota, Agaricomycetes, Agaricales, Marasmiaceae. Bases 1 to 849 code for a protein of 282 amino acids.
AUGUCCGCUACAGUUUUUCUUUUAAUUGCGAAUAUCGUUCAGUUCUUGGCCAACCUUGGGGAUAUCGUGUAUCCACCCCUUGGGAUUCUUGUGACGUUUUGGACGCUUCGACGAACUUGCUCUGAGGACAACGCCACAAUUAAUUCGACAGCACUUCAGACAGUUUCCGAGUUUUCCCCGACUUCGAUCGAUUCAUCCAUCGUUCCGACGCCAGAAGAACCUCCCGAGAAUUGGGUUAAGGCUUGCAGAACGGCUUUGAAGCAGAUACUGGAGAACCUAAACGAUAUAUUGCAGAAGGGUUUGCUGGAUGGCGGGGACACGAAGGAGAGAUUUAUGCAGCUCAUUGACAUGCAGGAAAGGCAGGUAUCGAGAAUGCCUCUCCGCCUUGUCGAUGGAAUAGCCCCCGAUAUCCGGCGCAAUACCGUGCAUGUUUUGAUAGAACUAGAACAAGAUGUAGAUGAUUUUGUAAACACCAUCGAACGAUCUAGGCUGAAGCGUGAAGCACGCUGUGAUGAGCUUUCUGAUGCGGAGAGCGGAUUUCUUAGCCCACUUUGGGCCCGGCCGUCGUCAAAGAAUAAAGCUCACAGACACGAGCCCGAGUCGGAAACCCCUUCGGAACUCCCUGCUGUGGCAGAGCACGGUUCGAUGGCCCCAGUAUGGUCUCAUGACAUGCAUUCAGGAACCUCCAAUGUAGAAACUGGUUCGUCCAUUUGCGACCAGCACUCCCCUCAAGGUGCCUCAACAAAGCUUGAUGACACGGAGGACCAUGAUGAAGUACAGCAAUCAGUUGCAUGGCGAGGGCGCUUUCUAUUUUAUGAUGGAACUUCAGAGAUGGAUGUCGUUUCAUAA